GACUCUUUCUCUCCUGACACUGCAGGCUCACAUAGUAAUAACCAAGAACACCGAGAGAGAAACCAGCCGAUAGCCAUGAGGUGGUGGGGGCUGAAAUCUAAGCAGCAGCAGCUGCUGCCGCAAGACCAGGCGCAUGAAGAGAGCAAGAGCGGCAAGGGCAAGGCGGCCUUCUCGCCGCUCACCUGGUUCUCCAAGCUCACGGCUAAGCACAAUGCCCUUGCUUCCUCUAAGCCCAAGAAGCAUGCCGCGCCUGAGGUCAAGAGCUCCGGCGGCGGCGGCGGCGGCGGCGGCUUCCAUGAGGGCACGACCCCGAGCCCGGCAUCGCGGAGCAGCCCGGCAGAUACCUUGUCACCCGCGGCCACCGAUAUCGUGCCGCGUCGUCUCUCGGUCGGCAACGAUGGCGCCGAGGUUGAGGCCACGGCCGCGCGCCAGCUCUCCCGCCGACGCCACUACUCUGUCGGCGGCGAUCGCGAUUUCCCGCCGCUCAGCCACCUCAGCGCGUUCUCCCGGGCUGCCUCCCCGCCGCAGUGUGUGCUGGCGACGGCGCCGACCCCGGUGCUGACGCUGCCGUCCGACACGGACGAAGAGAAGCGGCCUCGGAGCCACCAGCGCCGUCGCCGAGGAGGCGGGCGGCGGUCCUUCUCCGGAAGGACUAUGCCGGGCGCGAGGCUGGCAGCGGUGCGCGUCCGUUCGCCGCGGUGCAACGUGGCGGCCGUGUCGGGGCUUGAGAGGUUCGCGGUGGUGCGGCGGACGAGCGACCCGCAGCGGGAGUUCCGCAACUCGAUGGUGGAGAUGAUCACGAGCAAGCGCAUCGGGCGGCCGGAGGAGCUGGAGACGCUCCUGGCGUGCUACCUGGCGCUCAACGCCGAGGAGCACCACGACUGCAUCGUCAAGGUGUUCCGCCAGGUCUGGUUUGAGCUCAACCCCGCCCGCAUUGCCACCGUCACCAGCCGGCCACGCAGCUGAGCUUCCUUGUCGCGCAGCCGACCGGUUCGUCCAUGUAACAAGUGCCGGUGGUUCAUAAUUGACGAAGUACGGUGAUCUUUUUGACAGUUGCUUGUUUUCUUCUCUAAACGCGCUGUCCGUACUCGCAUUAUUCAAAAAAAUGUUUUCUUUCAA
Molecule: messenger RNA, 1119 nt
Organism: Triticum aestivum (bread wheat)
Lineage: Eukaryota; Viridiplantae; Streptophyta; Magnoliopsida; Poales; Poaceae
Product: transcription repressor OFP1
Exons: 1
Coding region: 76-966 (296 amino acids)
Biological process (GO): negative regulation of DNA-templated transcription
Source: RefSeq, a predicted model, not a curated record